AUGAAUAUUAGUACAUUGAUACUCAACAAAUACAUCUUUGCAACAUACAACUUUACCUAUCCGUUCACACUUACUGCCAUACACAUGUUUGUGUGUUGGUUGGGUGCACGUACAGUAUUGAAACAUUUCAGUCAUUAUUUGAUUGAUACGAGCGAUGCAGCAUCUCGAGCAUCAUUUGACAGGAUCGAGUUUAACGAACAACUCAACAAGAUACUUCCACUGGCACUGUUAUUUGCUGCUAAUAUUGCAUUGGGUAAUGUGUCGUUGAGAUUCGUACCCGUCUCAUUUAUGCAAACUAUCAAAGCGAGUGUACCACUCUUUACAGUGGCUAUCCAGGCUUGUUACUAUCGCAAGCAGUUUUCCAAAUCAACAUACCUCUCAAUGGGUCCGAUUGUCGGUGGUGUGGCCUUGGCUAGUCUCAGCGAGGCCAAUUACAACCAUAUCGGGUUUUACGCAGCUCUUUUGUCGUCGGUAGUCACCGCUCUGUUUGCCAUCGUGUCGGGGAUCACCCUCCAACAGCGUCUAAUCAACCCUAUCAACUUGCUCUACCACAUGACCCCAUGGAGUGCAGUCUUUCUCGUGCCGUGCAGUAUUGCAUUCGAAAUGCAGGAUAUGGUCGAGUGGUUAGCCUACCGUUACGAGCAGUCUCUCGUAUCCCUAGUGUGCGUGCUCUUGGUGUCUGGUUCAAUCGCCUUUCUACUCAACAUUUGCACAUUCUUUGUCAUCAAGUACACGUCGGCACUCACCUAUACCGUGUCUGGGAACCUCAAGGUCAUCCUCUCCAUCUCCAUCUCCAUUGUCGUCUUUCGCAAUGAAGUUGGGUUCCUCAAUGCCAUUGGCUGUGCCGUAGCAGUUAUCGGUGUCAUUUGGUACAGUCAAAUUGGUUAUGAAUCAAAGAUACAACAACAACAACAACUACAAUUACAACUUGUCCAACCGUCAUAUAAUAGUAGUAGUAUGACAACAGAUCAACAAAUACAACAACACCAACAAGAGAGAUUAAAUGAAAAUGGACAAGAUGAUGACGAUGAUAUAGAAGAACAAGAGGAUGGAAAAAUAUUUUCAAAGUCUAUCAAUCAUAGUAAUAAUGAUGAUGAUUGUCAUCGUCACCAUCAAAAAGAGUUUGAAAUGAUCGAUUUAAAUAUUCAUCAAUCAUCAAUGGAUCAUCAACCACAACAAAUAGUAGACAUUGAAGAUGAAUCAAAACAAUCACUAUUGUCACCAUCGAGGUUAUGUAAAAGUCAAGAUGGAGCCAAUUCAACUGGUAUUGAUGAAGGUGAUACUGAAAAUACUGUUGAUAUUCCACACGAGGAAGGAUUUAGUUUUAAAAAAUUAAAAGCAUAUUUAGGACCAUGCUUCUUUGUAAGUGUUGGUUAUAUGGACCCAGGUAAUUGGGCAACUGAUUUAGAAGGUGGAUCAAGAUUUGGGUUUGCUUUAAUUUGGGUAUUAUUAUUAAGUAAUAUAAUGGCUUUAUUUCUUCAAACUUUAUCAUUUAGAGUUGCCAUUGUUACAAAAAAGGAUCUUGCACAAUUAUGUAAAGAGGAAUUUACACAUAAACCAAUGAGAAUUUUAAUGUGGAUUAUAUUUGAGAUCACUAUAGCAGCUACGGAUAUGGCAGAGGUGAUUGGAACGGCGAUUGGAUUACAAAUACUGUUUGGUAUUCCAUUGAUUGCUGGUGUGGUUAUGACUUCAGUUGACACUCUUUUAUUCCUAGCCAUUCAGAGAUGGGGUAUUAGAAAGUUGGAAUUAAUCAUCAUUUUAAUGUUGGCAGUCAUCACAUCUUGUUUUGUCGUAGAAUUGGUUUAUGCAAAACCAGAUGCCAAGGAUGUAUUCGCCGGGUUUAUACCAUCACUCACAACAGAGAGUGUAGUUGUAGCAAGUGGUAUCAUUGGUGCAACUGUAAUGCCUCAUAAUUUAUUCCUUCAUUCUGGUGUUGUAAAAUCAAGAAAGGUUGGUAAUGAAAGAUCAAGAGUUUAUCAAGCACUAAAAUAUAAUUUAUUAGAUACUAUAUUAGCAUUGAAUGGUGCAUUCUUUGUCAAUGUUUCGAUUUUGAUAUUAUCGGCAAGCAUCUUUUAUAAGAAUAAUUAUGUUGUGACUGAUUUAAAAGAGGCGUAUAAUUUGUUGGGAGAUUUGAUGGAUAGCAAGACUAGUAGUAUUCUAUUUGGUAUUGGCCUUUUAUGUGCUGGUCAAUCGUCGACUAUCACUGGUACAAUGACAGGACAAAUUAUAAUGGAGGGGUUCUUGGACCUCAAAAUUGCACCUUGGCUAAGACGACUCAGCACACGAUUACUCGCUAUCAUUCCAGCUGCCAUCAUCAUUAUCGUUUCGGGUGAUCAAGCAACCUACCAACUACUUAUAUUUUCUCAAGUCAUCUUAUCGAUUGCUCUACCAUUUGCAGUAAUACCAUUGAUUCAAUUUACAAGUAGUGAAUCAAUCAUGUCACCUUUUUAUAAGAAUCCUUUAUGGGUUACAAUUAUAACAAUAUUAAUAGCAAUGUUUAUUGUUGCAAUUAAUGCAAUGACUGUUGUAUUAUUGAUUCAUAGGUUUUUAUUUGCAGGAUUGGCAAGUAAGAUUUUGACUUGUAUAUUUUUAAUUCCUUUGGUUUUUUGCAUGGCAAUCUUAUUGAUUUGGAUGAUUAUCAGAAAAAUACCUCGAAUAUAUAAUCUUUUAAUAAAACAAUGA
Molecule: messenger RNA, 2682 nt
Organism: Cavenderia fasciculata
Lineage: Eukaryota; Evosea; Eumycetozoa; Acytosteliales; Cavenderiaceae
Product: natural resistance-associated macrophage protein
Exons: 6
Coding region: 1-2682 (893 amino acids)
Biological process (GO): iron ion transport; intracellular manganese ion homeostasis
Cellular component (GO): membrane
Molecular function (GO): cadmium ion transmembrane transporter activity; manganese ion transmembrane transporter activity
Source: RefSeq, a predicted model, not a curated record